Molecule: messenger RNA, 957 nt
Organism: Cladocopium goreaui
Lineage: Eukaryota; Dinophyceae; Suessiales; Symbiodiniaceae
Source: the annotation of a GenBank genome assembly
AUGGAGCAAUUCAACACUGAGAUGGACAAGCUCAGGAAGGACUACAAUUAUCAUCUUGUGGUGGCUCUGACAGCUGAGAUGGCUGACAUCAAGGUGAAGCUCAGGUGCUCUCAGGAACAGUUUGUGGACAUGCUGCAGAAGUACUACACUCAGCAGUUGGUUCAGCUUGAGGAUCCUGAUGCUGUGCCUGAUUGGGUGAUGCUCAGUUUCAGGAAUGAACUCAGUCAGAUCUUCAAAGACUUCAAGGGUUACCCAAAGAUCACUCAGGGGCAAUGGAUUAGGAUUCUCAAGACAGCUCUUCAGGAUGCUCAGGAUAUGGAAAAGGAGUUGAAUGCACAGCCUGACCAUGAGGUGAUGGAGGUGGCUAAGGUGCCUGACAAGGUUUUGUGGACUCAGAAGGGUGGCAAAGGGCGCUACCAGCUUCAGCCCAAUGAUCCACCUCAGGAACCCUCAUGCUUAGCACUCUUCAACAACAUGGACUCAGAAAACAUUGUGGAGACUGCCAAUGAUGCUCAGGGCUAUGUCAAGUCUGAGCUCCAAAAGCUGAACAUCAAUGAGAUUGACAAGCUCCUGGACAGCUCAGAAUCAGAUCAGAAGCCCAGUGACUUGGACAAUGUACCUGACCUGAUUGAGGACAUGAAGUCCAAGAUUCUUCUACUUGAGCAGGCACUUGAAUCUCAGGAGCUCACAAUGCUUAGGCUCAGGCAACAUGCUAAGAACAUGGAAGAGGAGCAAGGUGAGCUCAGGGCUUUGCAUGCUGAGCUUCAACUCUCAGUGAAAAGAUCUCAGUCCUACUGGGAGCAGAAGCUGUCUCAGGAUCUUCUGAAUAAGGCAGCUCUGAGAAAGUUCAUGGAAACUCAUCAAAUGAGUGAACUAGAUCUCAGGCAGCUGAUGCAAAAGUCUCCUCAGAUUGAUCACAAGCCUCAGGACUCAGUGAAGGAAGUUGUGGAUGUAUAA